Messenger RNA from Dromaius novaehollandiae (emu), 6727 nucleotides. RefSeq names its product janus kinase and microtubule interacting protein 2 (gene JAKMIP2). The transcript has 22 exons. Gene Ontology annotation, molecular function: microtubule binding; kinase binding. Bases 280 to 2742 code for a protein of 820 amino acids. The record is from RefSeq and is a predicted model, not a curated record. Lineage: Eukaryota; Metazoa; Chordata; Aves; Casuariiformes; Dromaiidae.
GGCGCGCCCGCCCUCGGCAUCGGCGCGCAGGCGGCGGCGGCGGCGGCCGGCGCUGGCGCUGGAGCAGCCGCGGCAGCGGGAAGAUGGAUGCGGCUCGCCCGUCCCUCGCCCCCGACACCUUCCCCUGGCCGCGGCACGGGCUUCCAAAGCAGCUGAGGACAGGACCGUAAGGAAUGUCACGCAGUAGGUGCUGAACUAGCUGGCACUGAAAGGAACAGAAAAAGAUGGCAGUCCUUAUUUGAAGGAAUUAAACGCAUGGACUCUCACUGAUAAGAAACCAUGUCAAAAAAAGGACGUAGCAAGGGCGAAAAGCCUGAGGCGCUGAUUGUUGCCCUACAAGCUGCCAAUGAGGAACUCAGGACCAAGCUAACAGACAUUCAAAUUGAGCUGCAUCAGGAGAAAUCUAAGGUUGCUAAACUGGAAAGAGAGAAGACUCAAGAAACUAAGCGGAUCCGAGAAGUGGAGCAGCGCAAGCAGACUGUGCAGAUCACAGAGCUCAAAGCCAAACUCCACGAGGAGAAAAUGAAGGAGCUGCAGGCCGUGCGGGAGAACCUCAUCAAACAGCACGAGCAGGAGAUGACGCGGAUGGUCAAAGUCCGAGACAGCGAAAUCCAGCGCCUCAAGUCAGCACUGUGCGCACUGCGGGAUGGGAGCAGUGAUAAAGUAAGGACAGCGCUGACAAUUGAGGCUCGCGAGGAGGCCAGAAAGCAGUUUGACUCCGAGCGCCUUAAGCUUUUGCAGGAAAUCACUGAACUGAAGUCUGCCAAAAAGCAGGUAGAUGAGGCCCUUAACAACAUGAUCCAAGCUGAUAAGAUCAAGGCGGGCGAUCUUCGGAGUGAGCAUCAGUCCCACCAGGAAGCCAUCUCUAAGAUCAAAUGGGAGAGUGAAAGGGAUAUUCGUCGCCUGAUGGACGAGAUCAAGGCUAAAGACAGGAUUAUAUUUUCCCUGGAGAAAGAACUGGAGACGCAGACAGGCUAUGUGCAGAAGCUGCAGCUGCAGAAGGAAGCUCUGGAUGAGCAGCUCUUCUUGGUGAAGGAGGCAGAGUGUAACAUGAGCAGUCCCAAGAGGGAGAUCCCAGGAAGGGCCGGAGACGGCUCAGAGCACUGCAGCAGCCCCGACUUGCGCAGAAACCAGAAGAGGAUAGCAGAACUGAAUGCCACCAUCCGGAAGCUGGAAGACAGGAACACGCUGCUUGUUGAUGAACGAAAUGAGCUGUUGAAGCGUGUCCGAGAAGCUGAAAAACAAUGUAAACCUCUCCUGGAAAAGAACAAGUGCCUCACAAAGAGAAACGAUGAGCUGAUGCAGUCUUUGCAGCGCAUGGAAGAUAAACUCAAAGCAGUCACUAAAGAAAAUAUAGAAAUGAGAGAAAAAAUGACGUCACAUCCUCCUCUAAAGAAAUUAAAAUCUCUCAAUGACCUGGAUCAGGCUAAUGAGGAACAAGAAACGGAGUUUUUAAAGCUUCAGGUUAUAGAACAACAGAACAUAAUUGACGAGUUAACAAGGGAUAGGGAAAAACUCAUUCGUCGCAGGAAGCAUAAAAGGAGUUCAAAGCCAAUUAAGAGACAUGUGGUAGAUACAGUUUUUGGGUACGAUGAUGAUUCCAUGGACUCUGAAACAUCCUCCAUGGCCUCAUAUAGAACAGACAGAACACCAGCAACCCCAGACGAUGAUUUGGAUGAGAGCUUAGCAGCGGAAGAAUCGGAGCUGCGGUUUCGACAGCUGACAAAGGAGUACCAGGCCCUGCAGAGAGCUUACGCACUACUGCAGGAGCAGACAGGAGGCAUUAUAGACGCUGAAAGAGAAGCCAAGGCUCAGGAGCAGCUCCAAGCUGAAGUCCAGAGAUAUAAAGCCAAAAUAGAAGAUCUGGAGAAAACUUUGGCUCAGAAGGGGCAGGACUCACACUGGGUGGAAGACAAACAGCUUUUCAUUAAGAGGAAUCAAGAGCUUUUGGACAAGAUAGAGAAACUGGAAGCAGAAAACCACCGUUUGCAACAGGAGCUGCAGGAUGCCCGAGACCAGAAUGAGCUGCUGGAGUUCCGCAACCUUGAGCUGGAGGAAAGAGAGAGACGAUCCCCACCAUUUAAUCUCCAGAUUCACCCAUUCUCAGAUGGUGUGAGUGCUCUACAGAUCUACUGCAUGAAGGAGGGAGUUAAGGAUGUCAGCAUCCCAGACCUCAUAAAGCAGUUAGACAUCCUAGGUGAUAACGGGAAUUUAAGAAAUGAAGAGCAAGUGGCCAUAAUUCAGGCUUCCACUGUAUUGUCCUUGGCAGAAAAGUGGAUCCAGCAGAUUGAGGGAGCUGAAGCUGCUCUGCACCAGAAGAUGAUGGAACUGGAAAGUGAUAUGGAGCAAUUUUGCAAAAUAAAAGGUUAUUUGGAGGAAGAAUUAGACUACAGGAAGCAAGCUCUUGACCAAGCAUACAUGAGAAUCCAAGAGCUUGAAGCCACCUUGUACAAUGCUUUGCAGCAGGAAACGGUGAUAAAGUUUGGGGAACUGCUCACUGAAAAACAGCAGGAAGAGCUGAGGACAGCAGUAGAAAAACUAAGACGUCAGAUGCUGAGGAAAAGCAGAGAAUAUGAUUGCCAGAUUCUUCAGGAGAGGAUGGAGCUGCUCCAGCAGGCGCAUCAGAGGAUCCGAGAUUUAGAAGAUAAAACUGACAUCCAAAAGAGACAAAUCAAGGAUCUGGAGGAAAAGUUUCUAUUUCUAUUCUUGUUCUUCUCUCUUGCCUUUAUUCUUUGGCCUUGAUGUCAAUGUGCCUCUUGGAAAGAGUGCCAGACCACACAGAUAAGUCCUUAGAAAGGCAAAUGCUUCCAGCUCCCCCCGCCCCGAUGAAGAGAACGUUGUUUACACCUAUUUAAAAAAACCCCACAAAUCAACAACCCAUAGCCAAGACUGCAACCACCUUAUGUUUUAAAGCCAUCACUCAAGAUUUGUUAAUUGACAGUUCCUGUCUAAAGCUAUGAUAUAUGCUGCAUUUAAUGAAAUUCUAUAUGUCAAAAUUAAAAAAUGGGGAAGAAAAAUAAACAGUGAACUACAUCACUUAGGAAAAACGUAAAGGGAAUCAGCGAGGAACCACUUUCAGCUGAUCGAGUCAAAGUGUGUCUUGGGCAUGGAACCAAAGUUACAACCGAAAAAUCUAUCCCUGCUGUGCAGGGCGAUCAUUUAAGCGUAACGCCGUCCUCCCACGAAUGGAUCAAGAAUAACAGGACAGAGCAGGAGAAACGCUUUACGGACUGUGAGGAGGUGCUGACGAUAAAACGCUCCAGUUUCGGUAGUCUGGCUUUGCUGCUGCAGGGACUCUUUCUCUCUUUUGGCUUUACACUCAGGAACAAUGACAGCUGCAAAGCGGGGGGGAAAAAGACAAAAAAAUGCAUUCUGGUUCACGGCGUGACGGGCAGCACCGGGCACCGUGUUUUGUGUUUGAGACCGCGCCGGAGCACCGCUCCCCGUGGCAAAGCGGGGGAAACCAGGCGUCCGGCUAAGGAGGACUUAGGCAGAGCUGUAGCCUUAUCUCUCUUCACACGCCCUCCAUGAAGACCAGCCUGUCCAUUGUCAGACGCUUUCCGUAAGCUUUAAAGACUGCUGUAGAGGUAAUAACGACCACGCUUGGUUUCGCUAUUUGAAUGACCUACCGAGGAUCCCUGGACCGGGCCUGCAGAACGGCCUCCGAGGAAGAAAAGUGUGUUGGAGGGCAAGAGAAAAAAAACAGGCAAACUAACCCCAGUGCCCAUAUGAUCUGAUCCACCCAGCGUCAGCUUCCAGAUGUUUCGUCUCGGCUUGGAUGCUGCUGAACGUAGCAGCCCUUCUAAACGUUUUGGUUUGGCUCGUCAAGCUGAUUUUGUUAGCUGGCUUACUAACCAAUGACACAUAAACCAAAAAUGGGGGAAAACUGUGUGAAAUUCAUCCUCAUUAGAAGCAUGAACAUGUAUUACUGCUCUGUUUAGACUUUCCACCAUUAAGAGUAACUAGCAGUUUGCGUUUCAAAGCAUCGCUCACCUCUUUAGCCCGGGACUCCUGCACGCUCGCUGCAGCCUCAUCGCAGCCAGCAGGAAACAAGCCCUGAGCAGUGUCAACACCUGCAACAAACACGAGGAAAGACGUUCCUGCAUCCGCUGGGAGCAAACCAGCUGCAUUCGGCUUCCCUUUUCGUAUCAGCGUGCUGUACGAGCUAGGCACGGUACUGCACUCACCUGCGUCUCUGCUUUCAUUUCCCUGGAAGUGGAGCCUGCUCUGUUUAACCUUCAGGUUCCUGUUGUUUGAGCUGCGUCUUGCACAGUGGGGCCUUAAUUUUAUCUGGGAUUGAAAUGGACUUUAUUAGAAAAUAGAAAAUGAAGGGCCAGAAUACAGCCUGUGCAUUACUUAAACCUUAAACUUAUUACUUAAGCAGCUUAUGCACACAGAGCUUGCCUAGCAGAAGCUUUCAGAGCGCCUCUCUCUCCUGUUUGCUUGUUUGUUUUUACAGAUGAAGCCACUGAGGCACAAAGCAGUGAAGUAACUUGCCACGAUGAUUCAGCAGGUCAAAGGCAGUUCCUGGACCAUAGCAGGGAUGAAGUUCAUCUAGUAGAGGGGGUCCUUCUCCCUCACAGAUAUUUUUCGGCCAGAAUAGCUUUUAAUCGUUAAAGUCCGGCCACCCAAGUGGAUUGCAGUGCUGAGCUCCAUUUCUCCACAGUCCUCUGACAUCCCCAUUUCUUGCAUGCCAGGAGGUUGUGCUGAGCCUUGCGUUGAAGCUUAGAAGCUAUUAGCAAACGAUUUUUUUCUCUCCUUAAAAUUAAUUUAAAUUACAAAACGACUGCAGCUUCUAGAAGCAGUCUCUUCUAGCCAAGGGGUUUAUUGCCUUCUGCACCAGCUGUAAGUUACGUUAAGUGAAUGCAAGCCCAUUGCAUGCUCUGCGUUCACAUUCUCUCCCUCCCCACCCUGUGCACCAGGUUGGCCCAGACCUACCACGUUGCCCUCCAAGGGUGCCGGUAGCAGUUCAGCCCCGAAGCUCCGGAGUCAGGCCCUUGGGGAGGCUCCCCACGCGCCUGUGACAAGGUAGAUCACUAAGCAGCUCCUGAAAAAAAUAGUGUCUGUUCCAGGCAGUCAUGGAGAAGGUUCAUGGCGUAGAUAAAAGUGUCUAGUUCCAGGACAUACCUGACUGGUUUUGUGGCAGGCUUCAUCAGUUAGACCUUCUGAACUGGGCUGUGCACAUCUUCCUCUCCUUUCUCUUUUCUGCCCUAUUUCCCCUCCUUUACUCUUAUAUAUGCGCAUAGUCCUACCUAUGCAUGCAGGUGCUCCAUUUCCAAGGGCUCCAGGGGUGGCAGACAAUUCACAGUUCACCUUGGUGUGACUUGUAAAUGGUCUGCGAACUUUUAAAGAUUGCUGGAUUUCCUCUGGAGAUCUGAACAGCAGCUGCUUUACCCUCCCUGAAGCCUCACACAAGCCAUGCCUAAAACACACUUGCUGAUGUGACUAAUACAAACCUUCUACUGUCAGCUAGAUCAAAACGAGUUUGAUGUUUGUGGGUGUAUAUAUAUAUGUAUACAUAUAUAUAUAUAUCCCUGUUGUAUAUAGUAAAUCACUGCUAUAGUGUAUGAAAGUGUACUUCCAAUCUAGGUAUGAGGAACCGAACCUAGAAUUGCUUAGCUGCCCCAACUGGUACACUCCGCAUUAGUUUAGUUUUACAUCUCACGGGCAACUAGGUUUUGGUUCUGGUUUUGGGGCUUCUUUUUCAGCUGUUCCCUGUCCGGAAGCUGUUUAUCCAGGGCUUUCUGUUGUUCCUGACCUUCAGCGACGCAAAGUACUGAGAAUCCUCCCUCCAAAUAGGCACCGCAGCCAGCCUCCCCUCCCCAAAACCAGCCAGCAAAGAGAUGGGUUUGCCCCAGCUUUUGAGGGCUGCGGCGCAGGCCCGGCUUCCCCUGCUCCCCCCGCCCCGCACGCAGCGGGAGCCCCGUGCUCCAGGCUGCCGGUGCCCUCCGAGCAGCGGGAGAGGCACGUACGCGUGCCCGCUCGGCCUGAACAGGGUUUGACCUGCCGCUGCUGCUCCGCUGACCUGGAGGCUUGGCCAGUGGGUCAGACCCUCCAAUCUAAGCACUUCCGAUGAAGGCCUGGUUAGGGGAGAGGAAUUCAGGCAAUAGGGUUAGCAAAAGGGAAAAAAGAUCUUCUUGCAGUAUUAUAAGCCUGGCUCACAGCCCCAUCCGCUCCUAUUGCCAUGCCUCGGGGAUGCAGCACUUAGGUCUUUCUUCUUGUUGUACACGUGCUGGAUUUGCAGCGCUCUGCCCAGCCGCGGGGAGGAUCCUCUGGAUCCCCGGGACCGGCUCGGCCGGGCUUCCCGCCCCGCUGGGCAGCUGCAGAUGCAGCCACGCGCUUGCUGCUGGCCCCGAGGCUGCCUUUCUUUUCCCCCGUCCUCCCUCACAUCGGCACCUGUGCGUGUUUUAUUUAUAUAUACAUAUAUAUAUAUAUAUGUGUGUGUAAAUAUACAUACAUACAUAUAUAUUUUUUGUUGUUGUUGUUGUUCCCAAAUUUUUUGGUGUGUAUUCCAGGAGAGAAUUGUAAAUGACUUGGCAGAAUGACCCUUUGAUAAACACUGGACAUGUAUCUGUACUAUAUGUAUUAACGUGUAGAAGAGAAUCCUUAUUGUAUGUAAAGUUUUAUGAAUGGUUAUUUUUUAAUUUAUGUAUUUAAUAUAGGAUUCAAUGACCUCUGGUGUUUUAGUUUGUAUAAAAAAAUAAAACAGCAACCUUUUUAAAAAAAA